Halteromyces radiatus is the source of this 579-nucleotide messenger RNA. RefSeq names its product 50S ribosomal protein L32. The transcript has 3 exons. Bases 48 to 443 code for a protein of 131 amino acids. The record is from RefSeq and is a predicted model, not a curated record. Lineage: Eukaryota; Fungi; Mucoromycota; Mucoromycetes; Mucorales; Cunninghamellaceae. Gene Ontology annotation, biological process: translation. Gene Ontology annotation, molecular function: structural constituent of ribosome. Gene Ontology annotation, cellular component: cytosolic large ribosomal subunit; ribosome.
UUUUUUUUUCCUUCCUCCUCUUCAAAGCAUCCUUUGACAAGUUCAAUAUGGUUACUCCUGCCGUGAAGCACACCAUCGUGAAGAAGCGUACUGCUACCUUCAAGCGUCAUCAAUCCAACCGUUUCAUGCGUGUCGGUGAAUCCUGGAGAAAACCCAAGGGUAUUGAUAGUUGUGUUCGUCGUCGAUUCAAGGGUCAAGCUCCUAUGCCCAAGAUUGGUUACGGUUCCGCCAAGAAGACUCGCCACAUGAUGCCCAAUGGUUUCCGCAAGUUCGCUGUUUCCAAUGUUCGUGAACUUGAAUUGCUGUUGAUGCACAACCGUUCUUAUGCUGCCGAAAUCGCCCAUAACGUGUCUUCCAAGAACCGUAUCACCAUCCUCGAACGUGCUGCUCAACUCAACGUCAAGGUGAUCAAUGCCGGUGCUCGUCUUCGAUCUCAAGAAUAAACAUUUUUUAUCUCAUCUCUCAUCAGUAGUAGUGAUAGCAGUUUAUAGUAGUUAAGUGCUCUCUUUAUUAUUAUUAGUAUUAUUGAUGUAGUUAUGAAAUAAUUAUUUAUAGAUAAAAGAUGUAUUGUACAAACUA